AUGUCUGCUGCCGUCGCGGCCGCCGCCGCCGCGGCCCUCGCCAACCGCCGUAACAACUCCCCCUCUGCUACAACCGCGAACAAAAAUAACUACAACACUAAUCAACAUUACCUUUCCUACUCAACAAGGCCGCCCCGUCACAACCGCUACGAAAUGCAAAAACGCCACGACUGGAACACAUUUAGCCAGUACUUAAAAAGCCGCCACCACCACCUCCACCCCCCGCCGUCGAUGCGGCGAUGCAGUGGCUCCCACGUGCUUGAUUUUCUCAAGUACCUAGACCAGUUCGGAGAAACCAAAGUACACAACAUUAGCUGCAAGUACUAUGGUGAAACUCAUAGUACUGCAUGCUCUUGUCCGCUAAAACAGGCCUGGAGUAGCCUCGAAGCCGUGGUGGGCCGCCUCCGUGUCGCCUUCGAGGAGCACGGAGGCGCUCCGGAGACCAACCCAUUUGGCUCUCCGGCCGUGUGGUUGUAUCUCAGGGAAGUUAAAGAGUGUCAAGCCAAAGCCAGAGGACUAGGCUUUGGCUGCUGA
Molecule: messenger RNA, 534 nt
Organism: Daucus carota subsp. sativus
Lineage: Eukaryota; Viridiplantae; Streptophyta; Magnoliopsida; Apiales; Apiaceae
Product: protein LIGHT-DEPENDENT SHORT HYPOCOTYLS 2
Exons: 1
Coding region: 1-534 (177 amino acids)
Biological process (GO): response to light stimulus; mRNA transcription
Cellular component (GO): nucleus
Source: RefSeq, a predicted model, not a curated record